This is a messenger RNA of Venustampulla echinocandica, 1158 nucleotides long. RefSeq lists its product as uncharacterized. Gene Ontology annotation, molecular function: aminopeptidase activity. The record is from RefSeq and is a predicted model, not a curated record. The transcript has 4 exons. Lineage: Eukaryota; Fungi; Ascomycota; Leotiomycetes; Helotiales; Pleuroascaceae. The coding region runs from base 1 to 1158 and encodes 385 amino acids.
AUGACCAUCAGGGAUCUGGGGUAUACUCCUGGACGCCUCCCCGUCGGACCCAAGAAUUCAAUCUUUGAUGUUGAAGGUGUGCAUGUCGGCCAAGUCACCGUGGGGGAAGAUGGUGAAGACGUUCGUAGAGGCGUCACGGUCAUCCUACCUCGCCAUGCGGAUGACAUCAACACCCCUUGCUACGCGGCAAUGCACACGUUGAACGGCAAUGGCGAGGUGACGGGCUCAUACCAGAUUAAAGACUGGGGGUUUACAAACACAGUUGGUGCUCCGCGGCCUGAACAAUUCUUGGGUAUCGUCGUCCAGGCCGUAUGGCAAUGGACGCUUCAGCGAGCACGAGAGAAGGGUCAGAGCCUUGAGGAGCUUGGCCAUAAUUACGGAACGCCUGUUGUGGGUGAGACGGCGGAUUGGAUCCUUAAUGAUGUGCAUAAUUCUGCUCUUGAAGCCGAUAAUGUGUUUGAGGCUUUCAAGAAUGCGCAGACACAGACGGAGGUUCUUGAGGGUCAACAUGGUGGUGGUGCGGGUAUGACUUGCCACGAAUUCCCCGCGGGCACAGGAACGAGCUCAAGAAUUGUGAAGGGUGAUGGAGAGAAGAGCUAUACAGUCGGGAUUCUGUGCCAGACGAAUUAUGGCCAUAAGUAUGCGCUGCAAAUUGGUGGUGUGCCAAUUGGGAAGCUGUUGAUGAAAGACGGCGAGACGACUAAGUCUCAGAAGGCUACGAAUUUGCCGGCUGGUAAAGCAGACGAUGGGAGUAUUGUCGUCAUCCUCAUCACCGACGCCCCAAUGCUUCCUCACCAACUCAAUCGACUCGCGCGCCAUUGCGCCGUGGGCCUUUCUCAAGUGGGCGGCCACGGCGUAGGUAGGAAUUUCUCAGGAGACAUCAUCGUCGCGCUCUCGACGGCCAACAAGCUGAACGAGAAAGUCGAUACUCCGCAGGUCAUGGGGAUUCCGGUGGUCCAGACGCAAUCCAUUGAGGCUAUCAAGAAUGAGAGCAUGGAUGUUAUGUUUGCUGCAGCCUCGGAGGUCACAGAGGAGGCUAUCUUGAAUUCCAUCGUUGGUGGAAGGGCGGGGAGGACUGGGUACCAAGGGUUCAACUUGCCUGGAUUCCCAGUUGAUAGGGUAAAGGAGCUGUUGGCUAAAUAUCGCGUUGAUGUUUGA